CAUAGUUCCGGGUACUUCGGGAACAUAAAUAGAAAACUAAAAUACGUGACAAUCGUUCAUAUCAUAGUAGUUCAGAGAGAAUUAAUAUUUUGAUAUUGAACAAUUUUUGAAGAUAUUUCUAAAAUCUUCAUCUAAUCAUGCCUAUAUCGAAAACCAUAAAGACCAAUCGUAUUACGGCUAGAGACAAACUUAGCGAUCGAAACGGAUGGCGACAUUCGAUAUAUAGUCCCAGUGCACCUGCAAAAGAUUAUUACAAGGGUCAAUGGAAAGAUGACAAGAAAGAGGGAAAGGGCACAGAAUUUACUAGGUAUAAUUGGUUGUAUGAAGGUGACUGGUUAAAUGGUUUAAAACACGGUUAUGGGACUCUCAGUAGAACUGCGAAGGAUGGUACAACUUUUAAAUCUUAUACGGGUAACUGGUUGCAUGGAAUGAAACAUGGAUUUGGAGGACACUGGUAUCAAAAUGGAGAUUACUAUGAAGGUACAUUCCAGAAAAAUAAAAAACAUGGAUUUGGUCACAUGUCCUAUGGUACUAAAGCAUUUUACCGAGGAAUGUGGAUGGACGAUUAUCCUCAUGGAAAAGGAGUUUUAAAUCAAGCUAAUGGAAAUACCUACGAUGGUCAAUUCUUCAAUGGUAAAAAACAAGGGUAUGGUGUAUUUUAUCAUUUUGACACUGGUCAACUGCAAGAAGGAGUUUGGGAUAAUGAUAUUUGCUUAACAAGUACGAUGAAGGAUAUUUGUUGGCGGCAGUCUGCAAUACAUCCUACUCCUUAUCCCAUUCCAAUAGUCAGUCUAUAUUUUUUUUUAUCAUCUCAUAAGUAAUACAUGAACACAAUUUUUUACGUUUCCCACUUAAUUUUUCAGUUACAACUGCAGAGCUGAAUAUUAUACCACUGACAAUGAAAACGAGCAAGAAGCAUGGUAUACCUUUAUUGGUAAUUAAUAAUUUAAUUUUUAUGACAAAUCAUUCAUUUUGAGACUGAAGGCUGAGUCUAUAUAUUUGGUAUCUGUUCUUUUUGAAAAUGUUUAUAGUAUCAUAUGGGAAUAGAAAAUUUUUAUAUUUAUAUGUAUUCUGUCUCAUGGUAGAAGUGUACUUGUCAUUUUUCUAAACAAAUACGUUUCUGUUUAUUCAACAUAAUCAUAUCUAUAACAUAAUAGAUACUAAUGUCUGUAUAUAAUAUUAAGUAUAGAUGUCACAUAUUAAAAUAUUGCUACGUUUUGCCGCAUUGGCGCUUAUGAAUGGUUUAAAAAUCUCAUUAGUUCAAAAGCUAAUGAACAAAUCGUCGCAACCAGUGAAUAGAAGCGACAUUAAAUUCAGAUAGUCGGUCUACACGUGUCAGAGAUAAUAGCUAACUGAAUCACCAAAUAGAUAUUUCCCAAUUAAGGAUUAGAGCGCAAACAUUGAUUAAUCAGCCUUUCAACUCGAACAGCUGUAGUUCAAAAUGCCAUUCAAAUAGAAAUUUCCAAUGAUUCAGCUGUGAAAUCGUGGACGCAUUUUAUAAUAUAUGUAUAUAUGUAUACAUAUAUAACUAUAGACAAAGAACAAUUCAUAAUAGCAAA
Messenger RNA from Cephus cinctus (wheat stem sawfly), 1559 nucleotides. RefSeq names its product MORN repeat-containing protein 3. The transcript is spliced from 3 exons. Lineage: Eukaryota; Metazoa; Arthropoda; Insecta; Hymenoptera; Cephidae. Bases 138 to 821 code for a protein of 227 amino acids. The record is from RefSeq and is a predicted model, not a curated record.